GCUAUACCUAGUAAACAAAGCAGCCAAAGGGUGAAUAUGUAAACAAGGCGGAAUAUUGCCUCGAAGGGUUAAUCAAUAUAUAAUUUAAAGUUUGGUCAAACAAUCAAAUUUAAAUAACGCCGCCGAUUAAUUUUCUAUCGAUCGUGAUUGAAGACUUCGUGUCAUCGAAGACUGCACAUCGCUAACUAUGGCCGUUCAAAACAUAAAAUGUAAACAAAAGUCAUUCAAGCGCAAUCUGACCAAAAUCAAAUAUAAUGGAAAGUAACGAAGAUGUAGAGGGCCUUCUGUGUCAAAAGUAUCCUGGUCUGGAAGCGGAACUUCAGCCAAGUGGAGCGUGCAUCAUCAGAGGAGUUUUGGGCAGUGAGGAUACCUGGCGCCGCCUUAAACUGUAUCUGCCACACCACCCAGCUCUACAUGGCUUCCAGCUCUACGUCCAGGAAAGUUUGGAGUACAAGCUAUACACAUCGACUAAUCUCAAGUUACAGGACGAUUGGCUGCUGGAGGAAUUUCUGGACCAUCUGCCAAAGAUUCUUCCUGCCCAAGAAGCUCCAACAGUGUCAAAGGAACUAAGUCGGGUGGGGAACAUAUACUCCGAUAUCCUGGCCUUGUACAAGUCAAACGAGUACUGCCUGCAAGUGGACGAGACCUGUUCCAUGAUUCGAUUCAGCGAAUUCACCGACUUCGAGCAGCACUAUCUGGAGCUUAAGAUCCCGUCUCUUCUCUUGCUUGAUCACAGUUUGCCCGACUGCGUAUCGCUGGGUGAAAUGCUGACCAAGAGUGCUGGAAACCUAGAGGAGGCCCUAAACCUCUUCCGCAAGCUUCUGGAGGAUCUGCGUCCCUUCUACGACAACUUCAUGGACAUCGACGAGCUUUGUCAUGUGCUGCAACCAUCGCCCAUCAGCAGCAAACAUAAAACACGGCUGUUCCCUCUCAAGGAUCGCGUCUACUUAAAGCUGACCAUUGCGGAUCCAUUUGCCUGCAUAGCAUCCAUGUCGCUGAAGAUCAUUGGGCCCACGGAAGAGGUGGCCCGCCUGCGCCACGUUCUCAGCGAUGGUCUAAGUAACUGGGACUCCGAAGUGAACAUUCACAAGAACCUACUGCGAAUGUUCGACUUGUGCUACUUUCCCAUGCCAGACUGGUCGGAUGGCCCCAAGCUGGAUGAAGAGGACAACGAGGAGCUGCGCUGUAACAUUUGCUUUGCAUAUCGUCUGGAUGGUGGCGAGGUGCCCCUCGUCUCCUGCGACAAUGCCAAAUGUGUGCUAAAGUGCCAUGCCGCCUGUUUGGAGGAGUGGUUUAAGACUCUGAUGGAUGGCAAGACCUUUCUGGAGGUCUCCUUCGGCCAGUGUCCCUUCUGCAAGGCGAAGCUGUCCACCUCAUUUGCGGCACUGUUAAAUGAUUGAAAUUUGUAACCAUAAUAUUAAACGCAAUUAUUUAAGAGUAA
Molecule: messenger RNA, 1441 nt
Organism: Drosophila simulans
Lineage: Eukaryota; Metazoa; Arthropoda; Insecta; Diptera; Drosophilidae
Gene: Fancl
Product: E3 ubiquitin-protein ligase FANCL
Exons: 3
Coding region: 255-1400 (381 amino acids)
Biological process (GO): protein monoubiquitination; interstrand cross-link repair
Cellular component (GO): nucleus; Fanconi anaemia nuclear complex
Molecular function (GO): ubiquitin protein ligase activity
Source: RefSeq, a predicted model, not a curated record